AAGCAUAUGUGGCCACAGGGAAGAGCCAGACUACUAAAGCCUACCUCCCCAUUGUCUCUCACCCUGAACAAAACCAGCCAGGGCCUCUCCCCCCAUGUGGAUGAGACCAGGCUGGGCUGAAGAGAGAGCAGAGAGGGGCAGCGCCUGGCUGGAUGUAAGUUAGACGAGGAUGACUGAAGAGGAGACUACUUCCUGUGACGUCAUCAUGACAGCUGUCAAAGAAGACUCACAUGAGAGGAUCAUGUCCAGACAAGACCAAGAGGAAAAGCUCACUAUUAGAGACUGGUACAGUAUGUGUGUGACUCUCCAGCAGCAGGAGCUGAGGCUGUCUGAGGGCUCUUACAGACCUCCAGGCCAAGCCCAGUCCUUCCUGGCCCAGCAGAGGCAGUCCACCCAGGCCAGGAGCAGGAGAGGCAUGGGGAACUCUCCCAAGCUACAGCCCAGAUAGGAGGGAGAGAUGGAGGGAGAGGUCCCUCUGUUGAGGAUGGUGGGAUUGACACUGGAUGGACAAGGAACGUUGGAAGAGGAUGUUGAUGUGAUUUUUGUGGCUGUUUAAAAAAAUCUUGGAUGUUAAAAAAACUAUUUUGUGUAACAUUGGCGCCACCUGUUGGUCAAAUGGUAUUGGUGUUCUUUUUUUGUCCAUCUCAGUUUGAAUCUAAAAGUAAAAGGAAUAGAUAGGACAGUAAAGGACUAUCACUAUUACAAUGUGUUGCCAAUGGAUUUUUGCGCUUCGAAUAAAAUAUCAACAUGA
Molecule: messenger RNA, 751 nt
Organism: Salvelinus fontinalis (brook trout)
Lineage: Eukaryota; Metazoa; Chordata; Actinopteri; Salmoniformes; Salmonidae
Product: protein Hook homolog 2-like
Exons: 4
Coding region: 170-448 (92 amino acids)
Biological process (GO): cytoplasmic microtubule organization
Molecular function (GO): microtubule binding
Source: RefSeq, a predicted model, not a curated record